Physeter macrocephalus (sperm whale) is the source of this 3244-nucleotide messenger RNA. RefSeq names its product reticulophagy regulator family member 3 (gene RETREG3). The transcript has 11 exons. The coding region runs from base 66 to 1547 and encodes 493 amino acids. NCBI's taxonomy places the organism in Eukaryota, Metazoa, Chordata, Mammalia, Artiodactyla, Physeteridae. Gene Ontology annotation, biological process: reticulophagy. The record is from RefSeq and is a predicted model, not a curated record.
CUGCGCAGUUGGUGUUAUUGUGACUGUCGGGCCGUGGCCCCGGAUGUUGUGGCUGCCGGGGGGAGAUGGCGGAGGCUGAGGGGGUGGCCGUGGCCCCAGGCCCAGCUUCGGGGCAGAGUUUCGGGGGCCGCCGCAGUAUGUCAGGCUCCUGGGAGCGUGACCAGCAGGUUGAGGCGGCGCAGCGGGCCCUGGUGGAGGUGCUGGGGCCUUACGAGCCUCUGCUGAGCCGGGUGCAGGCAGCCCUGGUGUGGGAGCGGCCAGCCAGGAGCGCCCUGUGGUGCCUGGGGCUGAACGCGGCUUUCUGCAAUUUAGGAAACACAGGUGGAUCCAUUAGCUCAGGUAUUAGAAGACUGGAUAGGAAUACAAACAAAUCAUCAGAAUUCAGGUUCUUUGCCCUGACAUCCCUUCGUCUUGUGUUUUUACUUGCAUUCAGCUCAAUGAUCAUUGUGUGUAUAGAUCAAUGGAAGAGCAAAAUCUGGCCUGAAAUAAAAGUGCCAAGACCCGACGCAUUAGACAAUGAGAGCUGGGGCUUUGUGCACCCUCGGUUGCUCAGCGUGCCCGAGCUCUGCUACCACGUAGCUGAAGUCUGGGUUAGUGGGACCAUUUUCAUAAGGAACCUUUUGCUUUUCAAAAAGCAAAACCCAGGCAAGUUCUGCUUGCUGAGCUGUGGGAUACUGACCUUUUUGGCUGUCUUGGGCCGCUACAUCCCUGGGCUCCUGCUCUCCUACUUAAUUCUUGUCACUGUCAUGAUGUGGCCCCUUGCUGUGUACCACCGACUGUGGGAUCGAGUAUAUGUACGGCUGAAGCCAGCUCUGCAGCGGCUGGACUUCAGUGUCCGUGGCUACAUGAUGUCCAAGCAGAGAGAGAGACAAUUGCGCCGCAGAGGUCUACACCCAGAACGUGUUGGGGACAACCACAGUGACAGUGAAGAGGAACUUGCUGCCUUCUGUCCUCAGCUGGAUGAUUCUACUGUUGCCAGGGAAUUGGCCAUCACAGACUCUGAGCACUCGGAUGCUGAGGUCUCCUGUACAGACAACGGCACAUUCAAUCUUUCACGGGGCCAGACACCUCUAACAGAAGGCUCUGAAGACCUAGAUGGUCACAGUGAUCCAGAGGAAUCCUUUGCCAGAGACCUUCCAGACUUUCCUUCCAUUAAUGUGGAUCCUGCUGGCCUGGAUGAUGAGGACGAUACCAGCAUCGGGAUGCCCAGCUUGAUGUACCGUUCCCCACCAGGAGCCGAGGAGCCUCAGGGCCCCCCUGCCAGCCGGGAUGAGGCUGCACUGCCGGAGCUUUUGCUUGGCGCCCUGCCUGCAGGAUCCAACCUCACCAGCAACCUUGCUAGCCUGGUCUCCCAGGGCAUGAUCCAGCUGGCCCUGUCAGGGGCCUCCCAGCCAGGCCCUGCUGGCCUACCUCCCCGGAGAGCCACAAGAGGUGUCCUCCGGGCCCCCAGUUCAGACCUGGACACUGAUGCUGAGGGGGAUGACUUUGAACUUCUGGACCAGUCGGAGCUGAAUCAGCUGGACCCUGCCAGUUCCAGGAGCCACUGAGGCAGAGACUCCCCUUGGGGGUCAUUGUGGUUUAGGUUUUUUUUCUCCCCGUUCCACUUAAGGUGAAGGGGCAAGGGAAGAACCCAGGUCCCAGCCCCUGAAUUAUAUAUGUAUGCUCAGUAGCCUGGCAGAUGCUCAGAGGCCUGAUGAGAGAGGAUACUCACUCCUCUGCUACCAGCUGGACACUGAUUUCUGAGCUCAAGUCACUGAGGUGAGAGUGUGCUCCCCUGAGGGACACUUCUCUCCAUCAGGAUGGUGGUAUUUUGGGGGAACAAAGUAGUCAGGGGUAUUGGUUCCCUUUGAGGGGAUGCUGCUGUGUGCUUCUAAGUAUGGGUGCUCAGAAGCCCUCAGUGAUAGAUCCCUUCCUUCCUUCCUCCCUUCCUUUAUCAUCUCCCGAGAGCUCCAAGUCAGGCAGCUGGGAGAGUUACACUGUCAUCUUCCUCUUUUGCUAAGCCAUGCUUUGAUUUGCCUUUUUCUAAGCAAGCUUGUCCUUUGGUUCUGCAGAGCAGGCCUGUUCCCUCUGCCCCGGCCCAUCCUCAUUUCUUGAGGCCUAACCUCCAGUGCUCCAAAAUGUUGCUUGUGAAAUUUAAGAAUGUGAACAUGAGGUGGGGGUGGGCCUCUUCUACAUUACUUUGGGCCAUGGAGUCAGCUGGCUGGGAGGGUGAGUGCCUCUAUAUCUCAUGGUCUCACUGAAUCUUUUGGAGCUGCCUGGUUAUUUUUGGUGCUGCUAACCCCUGGCUCCAUUUGCCCAUCAGCCUGAGCAGUGAGCAAAGCAAUACCAUACCAUACCCAUUUCCAUGUUCCUGUUCCUUCCCCUGCUCCUCCUUUGGAGAAGCAAUAAUCCCACAUGGGCGAUGUCAGAGUAGCACUUUACAAAUGGCUCAGUGGCAUUCAUCCCAGGAGCCACCAGCUCUUCUUGCACCAGCUAUUCUUUCUCCUUGUUCAGCUCCUUUAAUAAUUUUGUUUUCAACUCCUUCCCACUUUGGCAGGGCUUCUUUUAAGGAUGAGCCCAGUUAGCAAGAAUGUGUCUAUAAUCAGCAGAGACCCCUGUAAGGGUUAUCUGUUCUACUGCCCCUAAUAAAAUCACGUGAGACAAAAAUUUAAAAAGGUCAUUAGUUCUAAACCUGUGCCUCCCCAAUCAGAGCUCAAGCUGAACUCUUCUGUCCUCUUUCCCUCUGCAUUAACCCUUUGCUGAUCCUCAGGGACCACUCCCCCAACACCCCUAUACCUGGGUGAGGGAUGUUGGACAGAGCCCAUUUUCACGUGCUGCAAGUGGGAGUGUGCUAACAUGUUUGCUCUUGGUUGAUGGACAAGGUAGAGGCCAGGGAGUGAAAAUAGUCAACGGUGAGAAGGGAGAAGAGCUAGGUGUCUGAUUCAUAGUCACUUCCCUUUGUGGAAGGUUAGGGUAACGGCCUCUCCCCACUUUAGUGUUCUCAAGCCGACUUUGGAUACCUUCUCUCUUCCCAGAGCCCAGAUGUCUUACAAGUGAGCUCUGAUGUGGAAAAAAACAGGAGGUGUGGGACUUGGUGUGUUUGCAUGAGUGUGUUUAGCUUCGGGCCUUGGGAAUUGGCAAGAGGGAGGGAGGGAAGGAGAGCAAAAUCUUUGGAAGGUGUUUCUUGUACCUGCGGAUCCUGCUCUGAAUCUCCUUAGUCCUCCACUGUGAAUUGGGAUGGGGAUGAGGGAGGGAGGGGUGCUGG